CAAAAAUACAAACAAAAUUCAGAACAGUUUAAUGCAUUUUAGUAGCGUAAGAAAAAUGUCAGCUACGGCUGGUACGGGCCAGAACCCAUUAUUUCCUAGAAUCUUUGGGCAGGAGGCAGCAGGUGUUGGUGAAGGUGUGACAGAGCUGAAGCCAGGGGACCAUGUCCUCCCUGUGUUCACCGGAGAAUGCAAGGAAUGUGCUCACUAUUCCCCAUUAAUGGCAAACCCAUUCACCAUUUUGUUGGGACUUCCACCUUCAGUGAGUACACCAUGGUUCAUGUUGGUUAUCUUGCCAAGAUCAAAUCCCUUGGCUCCUCUUGACAAAGUCUGCGUUCUCAUUUGUGGGAUUUCAACAGGUCUUGGUGCCACUCUUAAUGUUGCAAAACCCACAAAGAGUUCCACCGUUGCUGUCUUUGGAUUGGGAGCCGUAGGCCUUGCUGCUGCUGAAGGAGCAAGAAUUGCUCGGGCUUCAAGGAUCAUUGGUGUUGAUGUGGACCCAAGUAGAUUUGAAGAAGGUAAUUAUGGAGACACUACUUCUCAUAGCAAAGUAAUAGAGCUUCAAAUUGCUUUGUUAUUGAGAUUUUUUUACUCUACUUUUCCAUCUAGAAAGUUCGGUGUGACUGAGUUUGUGAACCCAGAAGACCACAAAAAACCUGUUCAGGUGCUCAUGGAGAUGACCAAUGGAGGAGUUGACAGAAGCGCUGAAUGUAAUGGGAAUAUCGAUGCCAUGAUUUCAGCAUUUGAAUGUGUCCAUGAUGGUUGGGAGGUUGCUGUUCUUGUGGGGGUUCCACACAAAGAUGCUGUGUUCAAGACUCGCCCAAUAAACGUACUUAACGAAAGGAUUCUCAAGGGAACCUUCUUUGGAAACCACAAACUCCAUACUGAUCUUCCAUUGGUGGUGGAGAAAUACAUGAACAAGGAACUCGAACUAGAAAAGUUGAUCACCCACUCUACUACAUUCUCGGAGAUGAACAAGGCUUUUGAGUACAUGCUUAAGGGUGAGAGCCUUCGAUGCACCAUCCCCAUGGAAGAGUAACAUUUGAAUAAGCUCUUCAAAUGAGGCUUCAAGCUCCCCUUCUUGCUGGUGUCUGUUCCAUAUGCAAAGUUUCAGAGGCUUUAUUCCAGUUUGUACAGUAGCGUAAAUGCUCUUC
Molecule: messenger RNA, 1151 nt
Organism: Rubroshorea leprosula
Lineage: Eukaryota; Viridiplantae; Streptophyta; Magnoliopsida; Malvales; Dipterocarpaceae
Source: the annotation of a GenBank genome assembly